Mirounga angustirostris (Northern elephant seal) is the source of this 4343-nucleotide messenger RNA. RefSeq names its product transmembrane protein 88B (gene TMEM278). The record is from RefSeq and is a predicted model, not a curated record. Gene Ontology annotation, molecular function: PDZ domain binding. The transcript is spliced from 7 exons. NCBI's taxonomy places the organism in Eukaryota, Metazoa, Chordata, Mammalia, Carnivora, Phocidae. Gene Ontology annotation, cellular component: plasma membrane. Bases 2139 to 2672 code for a protein of 177 amino acids.
GGAGUCUCGUGGCGCGGUCCCUUGCGCGGCUGGUCCGAGGCGGCGGGGCUCGGGCGGGCUGCUGCGGAGCGCCGUGUCCGGAGGCUGGCUGCACCUGCGGGGGUGGGGCUCGCAGUCUGGAGAGCGUAGCGGGUCAGGCGCGGUAGGUACGGCGGAGGAAGGAAACACCAGCGGUUCCGUUCGUCCGAGAUGCCCAGGGUACGCCGGCCCGCAGAGGGCAGCGGGCGGGAGGGCUGCCAGCGGGCACGGGUGUGAUGGAGGUUCUGCAACAGGACACUGCUGAGGGCUGCCUAACGUUGUGAAGAUGCUAAACACCAUCGAAUUGUACGCUUUGAAAUGGCCAGAACGGGUACUCGCUUCGGCAGCAGUUACACAAAAUGGAAAUGAUCGAAUGAGCACAAGCUGGGGGAGCUGCAGGCAGAGGGAGAAGCAGGCUCCCCACCAAGCGGGGAGCCCGAUGUGGGGCUCGAUCCCAGGACCCUGAGAUCAUGACCUGAGCUGAAGGCAGAUGCUUAACCGACUGAGCCACCCAGGCUGGGGAGAUGAACAGGGUAAAUGGGACCCCUCCCCCACAAGCAGAUGCCACGCCAGGACAGAAGAUUUACCAUGGAUGCCAGGCAACCUGGGUGACCCUAUGGAGAGUAGGAAGCCCCUUGGGAAUGAAAGCUCCAUGAGGACACACCACACAGGCUGACAGAUUCAGCGGUCCACAGAGACCGGAGCAGUCCUGGCACACUGAGGGAGCUCAGCGAGUGUUGACUGCAUGAGCAAAUGAAUGCAAGAGGGACCUGAGCAGGGCGCCUGGGUGGCUCAGUCGGUUGAGCGACUGCCUUCAGCUCAGGUCAUGAUCCCAGGGUCCUGGGAUCGAGCCCCGCGUCGGGCUCCCUGCUCGGCGGGAAGCCUGCUUCUCCCUCUCCCACUCCCCCUGCUUGUGUUCCCUCUCUCGCUGUGUCUCUCUCUGUCAAAUAAAUAAAUAAAUAAUCUUAAAAAAAAAAAAAAAAAAAGAGGGACCUGAGCAGAGACUGGAGCUUAGGAGAUUAGACCGGCACCCUCUCCACCUGAACUGUGCAUCUGAACAUUAUCAUUUGCACCUGGCCACCUGUCCAGGUGCAAAUGAUAGGUCCGUAUCAUUUUCUGCCCUAAGUUCAUUAUCUGAGUAAAUCAGCAGCUACUAUGAGACCUGGAUACGUGUGUGCCGGUGAAAAUUAAAUCGUGUAUGUGUGUCGGGCAACAGGGCUUGGCAUGUGCUGCAGGGAGCCUCAGCUCACGUCCUCACAGGGACCUGACUUAGGCUUGCGUUCCUUAAACCAGCUGUGCACGAUCGCUGCCAUCCCCCAUUCGGAUGUGUCUGAAGGGAAUUUACGCGCUGGAAAAUGUUAGAAGAAAAGGUGGACGUGAUAAAGCCAAUGGUGGGAGAAGGUGUGAAAGGGAGACGUUCGUAUCUGAUGCCGCACAGCUUGUUCAUUUAGCUCACAGGCAACCUACUCCAAGUGUCAGCUAGUUAUGAUGGAUGAGACUCCAACACAAAGGAUGCUUGUCAUCGUAGCUGCUAUUAUUGAGCACCUAGUGUGUGCUGAGUCCUGCAGUAAACACUUCACAUGCAUUGCCCACAUGCCCUCUCAACAGCCCUACAGUCCAGGCACCCAGUGUUUUCCCUGUUUUACUGAGACUCAGAAAGGCCGGGUUUGGGGAUGAGAGCACCAGCAGGGACUAAGGCGGGGAAGUGUGGUGAGUGGCCAUCUCAACACGGCAGCAACUGUCAAGACCUAUGAAAUGAAGUCGUUGUGUGGGGGAGCGGGAAGCGGGGCAGAGGGCGGGACCAGGAGGGAGGAGGGCCCCAGUGCCAGGACAGCUGUGCAAGCCCUGACCAGAACACACAGGAGCUGGAUGGGGAGACUGACCAGGGCUGGAGCUGCAGUCGCCUGGCAGAGAGAGGCCCAGCCUGGCAACAGGGGAAACUGAGGCAGCGGUGUGGCCCUGGAGACCGAGGGUCAGAGCUGGACCUACUGGGGCCAGGGUGCUGUCCUCCGUCUGGGUCCACAAUGGUUGCUGGGGUCUGGGUGGGAGUCUGACCUGGGGACCUAGGUCCUGCCGUCUGACUACCUCUGGGAACCCACCGGGCCUGUUGCCCGGAGAACAUGAGUGAACAGGAGAAGGAGACGGAGGAGGAUGAGGGAGGGGGCGCUUCUGACACAGCACCCAUGCUGCCAGGAAGACUUCCUGACUGCCAGGCCUCAGCCCUGAUGUCCCCAGGGUGGGUAGGCCUGGCUGUCCAAGGCUUCGGGACCCUGUUGCUGCCUGGCCAGGCCCUGGCGGGGCUCCUGCUGCACCUGCUGUUGCCCGCCGCCGUGUUCCUGAUGGUGCUGCUGCCGGCGGCGGCCGUCGUGUACCUGGGAUUCCUGUGCCACUCAAGGGUUCACCCGGCACCCCGCCCCGCGUGCCGCGCGCUCCUCUCGGACAGAGGCUCCGCGGCGCUCAUCGUCCUCGGCCUCCUCUCGCUGCCUCCGCUGCUCGUGCUCGCCUCGGCCGCCCGCACCCGCCUGGCCCGGCGCCUCCUCACGCUGCUGCCCCCAGCUUGGACCCCUGGGCCCCGCCGCCACCCGGGGCUCAGCGACCGUGGGCGAGCGGGACACCACGCCGACGGGGAGGAGCAGCUCUGCGCCUGGGUGUGAGCCCCCGAGGCCUCUCCAAAGGACAAGAAUCCCAAAUCCGGGAAGGCCCCCGAACUCCUCCCCCGCCCCCUAAGAGAGCCCAGGCCUGCGAGCUCGGGGUCUGCGUCCAGGUUCUGUCCUCCAAAAUCGCGGGCGUACCUCGGGGCUUCGUACGCAGUGCUUCGAGUGGCCGCGAGAUGGCACCAGACUCCCCCGAACCGAGGUCCCCCCUUCCGCAAGGUCUCCCCACCCCCGCGGUCCCCUCUGAUGCGGAGGGGCUGGGAAGCCCCCAGGGAGGAGGGAGAGGCCUCUCAGAGAAGGGGCGCCCGGCCAGGCGCAGAGAAAGGGGGCCUCCCUGGCUUCUGUCCGCAGACCUGCGGGCCCCUUGUGUGGUCAGUCAGAGGGCCUCCCGAGGGUUCCAGAAGUGGCGAGACUUGCCCGGGAAGAACAUGAUUCCAGAAGCUCAGCAAUGGCCAGCAGCCCCAGGCCUUGCAGGGCUCAGCCUGGGAUGGGGUUGCGGGCCCAGCUUGUGACCCGGGCUGGCAUCUAGACAGGUUGGACAGGUUAACUCAAGUCUGUUCUCUGGAUAAUUUUAAGAUCUUCUGUCUUUUCCCAUCUUUGGCUUUAAGCAUGUUUCUAGUUGUGGGUAUGUUCUUAUUCAUCCAUUUGGUAUAUACGGUGUUUCCUGUUCCUACAGAUCCCUAUCCUUCAUCAGUUCUGGAGAAUUCUCAACCGUUACCUCUCCAAGUUGGCCUCCCGUUCAUUCUUUUUUGGGAGCAUCUCUUCCCCUUCGCUCCCAGUGUCCGCUGGCCUCUCUUUUGUAUUUCUGUCUCCCCAACUCUGUGCUGCAUUCUGGGCAAUUUCUUCCAUCUUCUUCAGGUUUCACUAAUUAUUUGAUUGUGUCUAAUUUGCCAAUUAAUGUGUUCGUUUAAUUUUAAGUUAUUAUCAUACCUAAAAGUUAUACUUGUUUCUUAUUCAAAUCUCAUCAUUUUUGAUGGUCUCCGUGCAUGUUCGAUUUUUGGAUCCCAGUUUUGCUUCAAUUUCUUGAGCAUUUCACAUAUAGUUAUUUUAUAUUCUGUACCUAAAAAUUCCAGUUUCUUACUCUUUGGGGGAGGGUGUCCAAAUCUAUUAUUUGUUGUUUCUGAUGAUUCUCACUAAUAGUAUAUUGUUUCUUUGAAGGGAUGCUCAUUUCACACUGUCACCCCAUACCUGUGAACAUCCUGAGGACACAUCCCUCCGGGAAGGAUUCCCUCUGCAAGGCAUGCCCUACCUGGGCCCUGCUCGGGUCCUGUGUGGGCUUUCAUAAUUGCAAGUUCGCCUCUCCAUCCCUGUGUAGAGGGGCCUCCCUGCUGUCCCACCUGUUUCCUUUCAUCUUCCUGGGUUUCUGUUCAUUACCCUUCUGUUUCUUUCUUUAUUUAUUCUUAGUGUUUUUAAUUUUGGGGGAGCCUUGAAGAUAUUUACUUCCUUGUAAGCCCAGCAGUGUAUUAAAAAUGUAUUUCUUGGGCGCCUGGGUGGCUCAGUCAUUAAGCGUCUGCCUUCGGCUCAGGUCAUGGUCCCAGGGUCCUGGGAUCGAGGCCCACAUCGGGCUCCCUGCUCAGUGGGAAGCCUGCUUCUCCUUCUCCCACUCCCCCUGCUUGUGUUCCCUCUCUCACUGUCUCUCUCUCUCUGUCAAAUAAAAUCUUAAAAAAAAAA